This is a messenger RNA of Linepithema humile (Argentine ant), 987 nucleotides long. The record is from RefSeq and is a predicted model, not a curated record. NCBI's taxonomy places the organism in Eukaryota, Metazoa, Arthropoda, Insecta, Hymenoptera, Formicidae.
AUGGAGUAUCAAGUGUGCGAUAGUGAAAAAUACGACAGCUUAAUCCAACCUAUUAUGAUAGUCGCCAAAUUGAUCUGUAUUUGGCCUUUGAAGAAGGCCAUCAGCGCAGUGCUGUUCAGGAUUUGUCAUCAUUUACCUUGUUUUGACGUGACUGCGACGGCCGACGUAAUUUAUAAUCUUGACGAUUUGAAUGAAAUGAUGGAAUGCACUUUAAUCUGCUUCGCCUUUUAUCUCACCAUAAUACGCCUCGUCGUCUAUACGCUUCAUCGAAAGGAUGUACUGUAUGUGAUUGAAAUCAUGAAAGAAGACUGGGUUUGGUCAUCUUAUAAGGACAAGAUUAUUUUGAAGAAGAAGUGUCUUUUUACGUUCCGCCUCAUAAAAUAUUUCAUAACUUUCUCAUGCACACCAAUUUUUGAGUGCGCUACCACAAUUGUUUAUUACUGCUUCGUAAAUGUUGCGAUAGUGCCCUUACACGGGAAAUUGUUUUCCAAUGGCCAUUCUUCCCUUUUUCGGGGUCAUUUCUUCAUCAAUCAGACCGUCUCGCCCGUCUACGAGUGUAUCUACGUUUUCAAUAUAAUAGCCGGUUGCUUCGUGGAUGGCGCAAUAACCGGCGCUACCAGCUUCAAUCUCGUCGCGAUAACAUACGCGGCAAAAUUCGCCGUGUUGCGAAGGACGAUCAGUAGUAAUAAUCUCGACGCCAAUAAAAUCAUGGUCGACUGUAUUAAAUGUCAUCAAAAUAUAAAGUACUCGAUCGUUUUGAACUCUGCCAUCCUCGAGCUUUUCAUGUUUAGUUUCAGUGGAAACAGAUUAAUAGACGAAUAUUACUCUAUAUACGAUAAUUGCAUCGGCCGAUUACCUAUCGCAUGUAUCUUCAAUUGGAUUGGCAGUGGCAGUUUCGGUCGAAGUCUACAGAUUGUCAUGAUACGGUCGAUGCCAGGAUCAACCGCCGCGAAAUUCUACAAUAUGUCUUUCGGAAACCUUUCUUAA